AUGACGCUGCCCCACGUACUGAGCAAUGCGGGCGCAUCAGGACUUCAACGGUGGAGCUAUGCUGAGACGCGCGCUUUCAAAGAAAAUGCGCAGGCCAAGAGUAGGGAUGACGAGGGGUUUGGGAGAGGCACCGGCACUGAACAUGAUACACUCUCCGUCAUUCCAACUGCAAUCACUCGGCAGGUAAUCGUGAGUCGUUGAUGCCAACCCGCACAGAACAUCGUGCACCGUGCUGACGUAUCGAGGGUGUUCCUACAGCUUUCACAAUCAAGCAACACACGGCAAAAUCGCGUCGUCAGAUCAGUGCGUGUGCGUGUCUAUUGUGAUAGCUCUUCAGAAACUCAUCAUCUCACACUUGUAUUCGCAGUCUCAGCUCGAACGUCGCUUGCUCAAAGCCAAGCUUCCCUUCUGGCAGACUUCGAAAUUCAAAGACACGCGCAACGCGCUGGCUUUCGUGGGCGUGGGUGGUGGAGUCUAUUAUGCACAGCGCAAAACGCACUUCAUCACAAAUUGGCACAACAAGUUCAAGGCCUGGCGCAACAAGGGCAAGGAGGAAGAUGCCAAAAAAACGGAUGGUAAAGAGCAGCCUGCGAAGACGGAUGGCAAAGAUGCGCCUCCCAAACCGGAUCCAAAAAAGGAGGAUCCACAGCAAGAGGACCCUAACAAGCCCUAUCUGGUGUGGCAUGAUAGCAGAUAUCCUCUAGGCCGACCAACAACGCCCACAGCUCCUGCACCCGCGCCAGCUACACCGCAGACCCAAACCGGCGAAGGGGCGAGCGUGCCUACAGGUGCUGGCACGACGUCGCUCAAUAGGGACCCAGCACCGGUGCAGCGCCGAUCUGUACAGUCCAGCACUGAUCUCGAGGUGAGUGCAGUUACGGCCGAGAACUUCACGGUGCCGCCUUCCUUUGACGCAGUGACUUGGUGGUCGAUAUCUAGCCUCGAGGCAUUGGCAACUUGAUGGCGGCUGGUCUGGGUCUAGGAAUCGGCCUGUUAGGCGUCAAGUACUUUACUGGUGGAUUUUCUUCGAAACAUCCUAAAGAAGCCAAGGACUUUGCAGUGCACCGUGAUCAAGCUAGCUUGCCCGGUGCGGACAAACUUACUCCGAAGGACGUCACAUCGACUCAAAACACAAAGCCGAGUGAAGCAGUACACGCGGAUAAGGUGGAGCAAGCCGAGACAAAGACGAAGGAUGCACCGCUGCCAGAGAAGAAGACGGAGCAAUCGCACCCGACGAAAGACGUCGUUCCGACGACGACGACGCCACCGGCUGCCACUUCGCCAGAGAAGAAAGAGGAAGUGGCUCAUCCAGCAAAGGAACAGGCGCCACCUGUGGCUGCAUCCACUGCUCACAAUCCUGAUGAAUCAUUAGUGUACCCGGCCGUCGUUGACGAGCAUCAUCACGCGCACCAUUUGAGGGAGUCGGAAAUGCUGCAACAAAGAGCAUUGGCCGGUAAAGUGAGUGUGCGCGGGGGCAAGUCUUUGCGCACUGCACCUGGCUGACCCAUCCAUCGUCCCGCGCAGACUCGGCUGGAGCGACGCACACCCAUCCGUCUCGGCUUUCCGAAUUGGUUCGAAAAGUGGGCACCUUAUAUUACAGGCAUCAGCACGGGAGCCGCAACGACCAUGCUGAUGAGACAGCACCGCAAGAAGCCGAGCCAAGUCAAGCCAGAGCUGAUCAAGGGCGACUUUCUUCCCAAUUUGGCCAAGGGUCGCAAGAACAGCAGACGGCGCAGUCUUCAAGAAGAUUUGUUUGGCGCUUCGCUUGUCGAUCUGGACAUCUAA
Messenger RNA from Ceraceosorus bombacis, 1785 nucleotides. The record is from the annotation of a GenBank genome assembly. NCBI's taxonomy places the organism in Eukaryota, Fungi, Basidiomycota, Exobasidiomycetes, Ceraceosorales, Ceraceosoraceae.